Messenger RNA from Caenorhabditis elegans, 1566 nucleotides. RefSeq names its product Arrestin_N domain-containing protein (gene M01F1.9). Gene Ontology annotation, cellular component: cytosol. The record is from RefSeq and is marked reviewed. NCBI's taxonomy places the organism in Eukaryota, Metazoa, Nematoda, Chromadorea, Rhabditida, Rhabditidae.
AAUGCUGGAGGUUUCAGCCACAUUGGAUCGUGAGGUGGCAAUAUAUUUGGCCGGCGAAACCAUUCGAAUCACUGUGACAGUGAGCAAUUUGUCACGUGGAAAACAAGGAGUUGUCGAGCAACUGGCAUGGGGAAGCCUUCAGCUUAUUUGCGAACGAACUAUCGGCGCUACAUCAUCAAAUUCCACGCCAUCAUCGCGUCCUCGUCCCACAACUUCUGUUACAAAAUCAGCUGCCACCGUUUAUUCAUCUCAUCCGAAUAUUCUUUUUUGCGAAUUACAACUAGGUCCCGGACAAACAAAACAAUUCGUUUGUGAUAUCCCAUUAUCUCGUAAUGGAAUUCCACCAACAUUCCGUGGACAUUUGGUUAAAUAUUCCAAUCGAAUUACGGUCGCAGUGUCCCAUGUUCAAGAGCAUAUAAAAUCAGCUCAUUUACCCAUUCGAAUCAUACCAUCAGUGGGUCUCGAAACGAAACUCUCACUUCCAGCAAAUCCAUUUCUUGCUUCAACUACUCUUAGACCAUCAGUGGUUGAGACCGUAAUGGCAACAGUGGACGAUCUGACUCAAGCAAGAAAAUCGAUAGCAUUUGCUCUAACACAUAACUCAUCGACAUCUCGAGUUGCUCUAUUGACACUUCCAAAAAAAGCUUAUAAACUUGGAGAUGAUGUGUGCGGAUUUUUAGAUUUUAAUGGAGCCACCACGCCAUGUGUACAGUAUUCAGCAACAAUUGAGACGGAGGAACAUUUAAUUGAUGCAGAUGUUGAAGAGGGGAAAAAGAAAAUGGUGAAAGUGCACUGUCAAACUGCUCCGAUUUGUACAUUCUCACCAGAUUCGACAUUCCGAUUGAGUAUUCCACUUACAGCUACACCAACAUUUUCAACAGACUCUGUACAGCUGAAAUGGCGAAUUCGAUUCGUUUUCGUCGUAACUGAGAAGGCUUAUGAUGUUCAUUUGAAUGGAGAUGUUGCUAGUUCUGCUGCUCCAAUUGAUAUUCCUGUAGAAUCAUUCUCCUGGUCAACAGAUCUACUAGUUCUUCCAUGUAAACCACAAAACGCGGCCCUCCUGGACAAUUCCUUCCCGAAUCACAUUUCGAUGACUGUAUAAAAUAUAUAUAUUAAUUUAUUUUCUUGCCUCCUAUGUCUCAUAACUUCCAUAAUUCUUCUUGUUUCUGUGAUUUUUGUAUUUUAUUAUUCAGGCGUGAGAAUUUUCAAUUUCGGCCCCAAAAGUACGGUAGCAGGUCUCGACACGACAAAUUUUGUCAAAUGUGACACGCUGUGCGCCUUUAAAGAGUACUGUAAUUUCAAACUUUUAAUAAUUUUUCUCACAAUUUGUUAAUAUAUUUUUUUAUCGAAAAAACUAUUAAAAGUCGAUUUUUUAAAAAAAUUUAAAAAUACCGCAGCAACGAAAGUUUCAAAUUACAGUACUCCUCAAAGGCGCACAUCUUUUCUCAAUUAGCAAAAAAAAGUGUUGUGAAAAGACACCGGGUACAAAAAUUUUGCGUCUGUAUAAUAGCUCCCUCUCCUCGAAAUCUAAUUUAUUCAAAAAAGAACCUGAUAAAUAAUUGUAAA